Messenger RNA from Scleropages formosus (Asian bonytongue), 2532 nucleotides. RefSeq names its product cartilage oligomeric matrix protein (gene comp). The coding region runs from base 131 to 2383 and encodes 750 amino acids. The transcript is spliced from 19 exons. Gene Ontology annotation, biological process: cell adhesion. Gene Ontology annotation, cellular component: extracellular region. Lineage: Eukaryota; Metazoa; Chordata; Actinopteri; Osteoglossiformes; Osteoglossidae. The record is from RefSeq and is a predicted model, not a curated record. Gene Ontology annotation, molecular function: calcium ion binding.
CCAGCUGAGCAACACAAAACUUGGAAAGGCACAACUGGAUGUUUGAAUUCUUAGCUUCUGAUAUAGUAUUAAAUCGGACCUGCUGGCGCUGUCUUUCAUUUUUACAAUACAACAAGAAAGACAUCAAAACAUGGUGAAAAGUUUGUUGUUAAUUUGUGCCUUGUUGUGGAACUCCCUGAUCACAUCGGGCCAAGGGAGAGAUGGUGAAAUAAUUAAGGAGAUAAAGGGGACCAAUCAGAUACUAGAUGAAAUCAAGGAACUACUGAAGCAGCAGAUUAAAGAGAUUAUUUUCCUGAAGAACACAAUAAUGGAAUGUGAAGCAUGUGGCAUGGGAAAUGACAAGCCCACGCAUCCUUCCUGUGUACCUAAUCCAUGCCACCCAGGGGUAAUGUGUAUGGAGACAGCUGGGGGCAUUAAGUGUGGUCCCUGCCCUGAGGGGACAGAAGGAAAUGGGAUUCACUGCACAGAUGUUGAUGAGUGUCUCACAAAGCCGUGCCACACUGGGGUGCGCUGCAUCAACACGUUCCCUGGGUUCCGCUGCGGCCCCUGCCCUGCUGGCUUUACUGGCCCUGUGGUGCAGGGAAUUGGACUCUCCUAUGCCAGAACCAAUAAACAGGUUUGUACAGAUGUUAAUGAAUGUGAAGGACCUGCCAACGGAGGCUGUGUGGCUAAUUCCAUUUGCAGCAAUACACAAGGCUCCUUCCACUGUGGCCCCUGCAAGCCAGGUUUUAUCGGAGACCAGCAGCGUGGCUGCAAGGCUGAAAAAGCCUGUGGCACUGAUCAGUUGAACCUGUGCCACACCAAUGCAGAGUGCAUUGUACACCGUGAUGGAAGCAUUGAGUGUGUGUGUGGAGUGGGAUGGGCUGGAAAUGGAUACUUAUGUGGACUUGACAUCGACAUUGAUGGUUUCCCUGAUGAGAAAUUGAACUGCCCUGAAACAAACUGUGCAAAGGAUAACUGUCUAACUGUGCCCAACUCUGGCCAAGAAGAUGCGGACAGGGAUGGGAUUGGAGAUGCCUGCGAUGAAGAUGCUGAUGGUGAUGGGAUAAUAAACACUGAGGACAAUUGCGUCUUAAAGCCCAACGUGAACCAAAGAAAUGUGGACCAGGACGAUUUCGGUGAUGCCUGCGAUAACUGCCGUUUGAUCAUUAACAAUGAUCAGAAAGACACCGAUGCUGACAGCAAGGGAGAUGCCUGUGAUGAUGACAUUGAUGGUGAUGGAAUACCCAACAAUGUGGAUAAUUGUGUGAUGGUACCAAACAGAGACCAGAAAGACAGAGAUGGAGAUGGUGUUGGAGAUGCUUGUGACAGUUGUCCCUAUGUCCGCAAUCCUGACCAGCUGGAUGUGGACAACGAUUUGAUUGGGGAUCCAUGUGACACUAAUAAAGACAGUGAUGGAGAUGGCCAUCAGGAUUCUCGGGAUAACUGCCCAGCUGUUAUUAAUAGCUCACAACUUGAUACAGACAGAGAUGGUGUUGGAGAUGAAUGCGAUGAUGAUGAUGACAAUGACGGUAUCCCUGACCUAUUCCCGCCUGGACCUGAUAAUUGCCGGCUAGUUCCCAAUCCCCUGCAGGAAGACUCUGAUGGAGAUGGUAUUGGUAAUGUGUGCGAGAAUGACUAUGACAAUGACACCUUCGUCGACAUGAUCGAUGUUUGCCCAGAGAAUGCAGAGGUCACCUUGACAGACUUCCGUGCUUUCCAGACUGUUGUGCUAGAUCCUGAAGGGGAUGCUCAGAUUGACCCUAACUGGGUAGUGUUAAACCAGGGAAGAGAGAUUGUCCAAACAAUGAACAGUGACCCUGGGUUGGCUGUUGGUUACACUGCCUUCAAUGGGGUGGACUUUGAAGGGACAUUCCAUGUGAACACAGUGACAGAUGAUGACUAUGCAGGCUUCAUUUUUGGGUAUCAGGACAGUUCCAGCUUCUACGUCGUGAUGUGGAAGCAAGUGGAACAGAUAUACUGGCAAGCGAACCCUUUCCGAGCAGUAGCUGAGCCAGGAAUCCAACUCAAGGCGGUGAAGUCAAACACGGGGCCUGGGGAGAACCUGCGAAACUCACUGUGGCACACAGGUGACAGCAACGGUCAGGUGAGACUCUUGUGGAAGGACCCCAGAAAUGUGGGCUGGAAGGACAAGACUUCCUAUCGUUGGUUCCUGCAGCACAGGCCUCAUGAUGGCUAUAUAAGGGUACGAUUCUAUGAGGGUCCUCAGAUGGUAGCAGACUCGGGCAUCAUCAUCGAUACUACAAUGAGAGGCGGCAGACUGGGAGUCUUCUGCUUCUCCCAGGAGAACAUCAUCUGGUCCAACCUGCGCUACCGGUGCAAUGAUACCACCCCAGAGGACUUUGACACUUACAGAAUCCAGCAAAUCCAGCUGCAGGCCUAACAAAAGGUUGGCACAAAAGGAUUAUGGGGAUUUUGCUAUUCACCUUGGGUGUGAAAAAAGGAUUCUGUAAGUGGACAGUAAUCAUAUUCUGUCUUCAGUGGGCCAUUUAUUUUGUUGUUUGUAUUAAUUUCCUCUAACUACACAUUCUU